AUGUCGGCUUCUCGAUUUGAGAAGGAUGCCAGUGCCGGAUCCGAAACUUCUCCAGACAACGGUGCCAGCGUCCGUGCCCAUGCCAGUGGUAGCGGUCAAGGAACCAUAGACGUGCCCGCGUCCGACAAGCCACAGGCCGUCGAAUUUCACAAGGACAUCCGGUUCUGGGCCAUCUUCAUCGCCCUCGGAUUUGCGGGUCUGCUUACCGCCCUCGAGGCCACAAUCACGUCGACUGCUCUGCCGUCCAUUAUCAAUGACCUAAACGGGGCAGAGCAGUACAUCUGGGCCAAUAAUGGCUACUUCCUAGCCAUGACAUCGCUGCAGCCACUCUAUGGCCAGCUCUCCAACGUCUUUGGCCGCCGGUGGCCCACCAUCCUCGCCACCGCCGCCUUCACCCUGGGCAGCGGAAUAUGCGGUGGUGCCAACAGCAUAGGCAUGCUCAUAGCUGGUCGUACUGUCCAGGGCAUCGGCGCUGGCGGAAUCAACGUGCUGAUUGAGAUUAUCGUUUGCGAUCUAGUCCCUUUGCGCCAACGUGGUCAGUACCUUGCUAUGAUGUUCGGCCUCGUCGCUCUUGGUACCGCAUUGGGCCCUUUCUUUGGGGGCCUGAUUGUCCAGUACAGCACCUGGCGUUGGGUCUUUUACCUCAACCUCCCUGUCGGCGCGGCCGCAGGGGGCAGUAUCAUGUCCAAGACAGGCCGGUACCGCCCUAUCCACCACAUAGGCUACGCCCUACUUACUGUCGGUUUCGGCUUGUUUACGCUUCUAAAUGAGGGUUCCAGCACGGGCAACUGGGUAUGCUUCCAGAUUGUCAAUUCGGCCGGCGCCGGGCUUAUUAUCCCAACGCUUCUUCCUGCUGUGCUGGCAUCAUUAACAGAUGCCGAUACCGCCCUGGCCACGGCUACCUGGGCCUUCUUGCGCAGCUUUGGCCUGACCUGGGGCACCGCAAUUCCGGCCGCUAUUUUUAAUAAUCGUGUCGAAGAGAUCGCCGCCCGUAUUGUCGACCCCUCGGUACGGCAUGAUGUCACCGGCGGGCGAGCGUACGAGCAUGCGGUCAGGGUCUAUGUAAAUGCCCUUCACCCGGAGACCAGAUCCCAGUUCAUCGGCGUGCUUGUGGAUGGCCUGAAGCGCACCUGGCAAGUUAGUAUCGCCCUUUCUGCACUCGGCUUCUUGCUCGUCGUGUUACAGAAGGAGGUCCCUUUGCGGGAAGAGUUAGACACGGAAUUCGGGAUGAAGGAUAAGAAACAGACGCCUGACGCUGAGGCUGUAGGCUAG
Molecule: messenger RNA, 1272 nt
Organism: Diaporthe amygdali
Lineage: Eukaryota; Fungi; Ascomycota; Sordariomycetes; Diaporthales; Diaporthaceae
Product: major facilitator superfamily domain-containing protein
Exons: 3
Coding region: 1-1272 (423 amino acids)
Biological process (GO): transmembrane transport
Molecular function (GO): transmembrane transporter activity
Source: RefSeq, a predicted model, not a curated record